Metarhizium brunneum ARSEF 3297 is the source of this 1803-nucleotide messenger RNA. RefSeq lists its product as uncharacterized. The record is from RefSeq and is a predicted model, not a curated record. Gene Ontology annotation, molecular function: protein binding. NCBI's taxonomy places the organism in Eukaryota, Fungi, Ascomycota, Sordariomycetes, Hypocreales, Clavicipitaceae.
AUGUUCAUGAUAUUUCUUAAUACUCUCGUGCCCAAUACACGGGGCUUCAGUGUCGAAGUCUGCUCAGGUUUCAAUUCCAUCCACCAGCCUCAAAGCCAGUAUACCUACAGUCCUGAAAUGUGGGAUUAUUCAACUUUGCAAUUUUUUCGUUAUAACCCCCCAGAUGGGGUUUCCUACGAGACAGCGUCUGCGGAAGAGAUCCCUUGCCGCAAUACGGCUGCACAGAGACGAAAGGAAUCACUGUUGGCUGCCAUUGCCCUUCAUUGGAGUGAUAGCAGGGUAACUGUUCUUUGCCCUUUCUGUAGCAAAACGCACGUCCAUGGUAUCAGCCACUUUAGGUAUCAUGGCGCGACGGGGUGGAGGAUUCAGGACGACUUGGGGCGUUACAUUUACGAUGGUCCGUCUCCAACGCGUUGCGAUUCGAGAGUGGCUCAAUGUGAAAAAAAAGAUUCGGAUGUAGAUAUCGAGUAUGUGAUUAUCUUCCCAUUCGAGAACGAUUGUAGGGUUGCCGGAUUAUCUUUCGAAAUCGAACGGAUACCUGAUGAUGAUGACACGAAGCUGGAAGAACGAUUCCGCACGGUUGGCCUGAAAACGAUACCUGCGGACGUUCUGGAGGAGCUGGAAAGCUGCUAUCCGGACGAAUCAUCUGAGCCUUCUGAGCUUGCGGACAGGCUACAAGACGUAGCUCUAGAAGAUGGGGACUACGACAUCAUAUCCGAGCGAGAUGGAGUAGAAGAAGUAAUGACUGAACGUGCCUCUGUCUAUUUAGCAUCGGCGGCUUGUUGUGGAAGCGUGAAUGAAAUGAGACCAUAUCUUGAGGGUUCGCCAAAUCCCACUGCACUACUUCAGUUUAAGGAUAAGGAUGGCCUCUCCUUGCUGGCCCUGGCAGUGCCUAACGGACACCGCAAAGCUGUCGAAUACCUUUUGGAACUCGGUUCCAAUGUCAAUGUAACGGAUGCCAAAGGACGAACACCGCUGAUGGAAGCCGCCCUUUGGAGUCAUCCAAAAAUUGUUGAGCUCUUGCUUGAAGCUGGCGCAGAUGGCUCUCUAAAGGACCGGCGCGGCAUGACGGCAGGGAAUUUAGCGGAAGAGUCUGAGAGGAAUGAUCGGGAGAGACAUAAACGACAUUCUAAGUACUCAGAGGACCCGUUCAUUAAGAAAAGGCAUAGAAGGCUGAUUCGGGCCUUACUGAAGCAUACACCUGCGAUGAGUACCUCAACGGGCAUACAGCCUGAUCUGGCAGACCUCACAGACGCAUUCUUCUACAAGUCUCUGUCUGCCGCGACAAUAUCCCUAGUCAUUCCCCGGCAAGGAAUAGAAAUACUUACUCAAUCCAAGACUGCGGCCGUUCUCGUUCGCGGCGGUGCUUUCCCCCCGGUAGUCGCAGUAAGCGGCAGGACCAAUCCCGUACACUCCGAGUUUAGGUCACCAGAGGCCGGGUAUUUGAGAUUAAAUGAAGGAUAUUGGGGAGGGGUUGAGAAUUUUGCCAUCGCCGAAGCCAUAGGCUUUUCCUUUGAAUCAGACCGUCGUGAUAAGGCUGGUGUAGAGGGAAGUUUCAACGCGUCUCAUGCUGAGGCCCAGCUAAUGUGCUUUUUUGUGACGAGGAAUUAUAUCUUUCGGAAUUUCGAGGCAGGACAGGUUCAAUAUGGUGACGAUUUCCUGCAACUCUUUAUGUUGCAGGAGAGGAAUCGUCAAGCUAAAAUUAUCGUAAGCCAAGAACCAUGCCCGUCCUGCAGAGCCUUAAGGGACCGCAUACUGGACCGGCUAGGAAUCGACUUCUCCCUUUCAGAGUGCUCGGGGUGA